Vicia villosa (hairy vetch) is the source of this 957-nucleotide messenger RNA. RefSeq lists its product as uncharacterized. Gene Ontology annotation, biological process: telomere maintenance; DNA repair. The transcript has 2 exons. NCBI's taxonomy places the organism in Eukaryota, Viridiplantae, Streptophyta, Magnoliopsida, Fabales, Fabaceae. Gene Ontology annotation, molecular function: DNA helicase activity. Bases 1 to 957 code for a protein of 318 amino acids. The record is from RefSeq and is a predicted model, not a curated record.
AUGACAGAUCUAAUCAUAUGGGAUGAAGCUCCUAUGGCUAACAAGUUUUGCUUUGAGUCUCUUGAUAAAUCCUUGAAAGAUAUCAUGAGUGGAAUUACACAUGCUGGUGACAGUAUAUUUGGAGGUAAGGUUGUUGUCUUUGGUGGUGACUUCAGACAAAUUCUGCCCGUUAUACCAAGAGGUACUAGAUCUGAUAUUAUCCAUGCAACAAUCAAUUCUUCUUAUAUUUGGGAUCACUGUAAAGUGUUGAGGCUUACAAAAAACAUGCGCUUGCAAACUGGUGCCACUACUUCUACUACUCAUGAUAUUAGGAGCUUUUCAGAGUGGAUUUUACAAAUUGGAGAUGGAACCAUGUGUGAGCCCAAUGAUGGGUAUGCAAGAGAAGAGAGAGAAUACUUCAGUAGUGAUUCUAUAGAUAAAUCUGAUUCAACUAACUUUGAUGCAUAUGAGCAUGUCACACCGGAGUUCCUAAAUGCCCUUAAAACUUCAGGAUUACCUAAUCACUCUAUCAAGGUGAAAGUUGGUGCCACCAUUAUGUUGAUGCGCAAUCUUGAUCAGUCUGAAGGCUUGUGCAAUGGUACACGACUGACGGUAACUAGGCUUGCCUCUCAUGUCAUUGAAGCAAAGAUAAUUUCUGGAAAAAAUAUUGGUAACCUCAUUUAUAUUCCUAGAAUGUCUUUGUCCCCCUCACAAUCUCCAUGGCCAUUUAAAUUGGUAAGACGCCAAUUCCCUAUUAUCGUUUCCUUUGCCAUGACAAUUAACAAGUCUCAAGGGCAAUCUCUAGACUACGUCGGUUUGUAUUUGCCAAAGGAUGUUUUUAGUCAUGGUCAAUUAUAUGUGGCUAUCUCUAGAGUUAAAUCCAAAAAGGGAUUAAAGAUUCUUAUUCAUGACAAACAAAGAGAACCAAUGAAUACCACCACUAAUGUUGUGUUCAAAGAAGUGUUCCAAAACAUAUGA